Molecule: messenger RNA, 459 nt
Organism: Haemonchus placei
Lineage: Eukaryota; Metazoa; Nematoda; Chromadorea; Rhabditida; Trichostrongylidae
Source: the annotation of a GenBank genome assembly
UACCUUUCCGGACAUAUCCCAAAAGCACCCCAUAUAUGUAUGGAUGUUGCCUUCUAUCCGUCGGAGUAUGAACGAUUCGCACUAUACCCUCCCGAUGUAUUCCAGGAAUACAUACAGAUGCUUGGUAUAGAUGCUGGCGAGCAUCUGAUCCUCUACGCUCGAGGUAUGUUCGGUGGAAUGCUCCAUGCUUCGAAAUUUGCGUGGCUUUUUAAGGUCCUUUUCUUUUGCACUGUUGCCGCCGGAGCUCCUCCAGGUCAGUGUGCACUGUUACCUUCUGGAUUAGUAAGACUUGCUUUUACUUCAUCGGUUGGUGGCUUAGGUGUGACUGGCACACAUAUCCCUGGCUUCAAGUGCGUGCCGGCAGGAGAGCUGGUAGAGGAAGGUCGCAUGAGAAGCAAUGAAGAUAUUCGUACCUGUGGGUUGCUUGAAUACACAUUCUUAAGUAGCUUAGGUUGUUAA